Molecule: messenger RNA, 1828 nt
Organism: Carassius carassius (crucian carp)
Lineage: Eukaryota; Metazoa; Chordata; Actinopteri; Cypriniformes; Cyprinidae
Product: serine/threonine/tyrosine-interacting-like protein 2
Exons: 4
Coding region: 44-1636 (530 amino acids)
Biological process (GO): protein dephosphorylation; negative regulation of MAPK cascade
Cellular component (GO): cytoplasm
Molecular function (GO): MAP kinase phosphatase activity; protein tyrosine/serine/threonine phosphatase activity
Source: RefSeq, a predicted model, not a curated record
UUAAGUACAGAUUAUUGAUCUGUCAGUCUCAGAAGACCAGACAAUGUCCACAGAGGUCAGAGAGGUGCUUCUGGAGGUUUACCUCAACGGUGCCUUCUACUGCAGGGAAAGUUACUGGGCAUCAGAUGAUAAAGAUGUGCAGCUGGAGUUUGAGAUCACCGAUGCCAUCUAUGACCUUCUCGGCUGCAGCGCAUCUCAAGAGAUAGAUGUGCAGCUGGAGUUUGAGACGGACGAUCACGUCUCAGUCGGUCACUGCAGUCCAGGAGAGAUGCACAUGGAGCUGGAGGCUGAAGAGAAUCAGAACAUCUCAGUCUGUGAAGUGAAAGACUUGCAGCUGGAGAUGAACAGGAACGUCAGCGUCUCAGAGCUGAAGAGGCCUGCGCUGGUGUCUGAAGAUCUGAGAGACCCAGCAGGACCUUCAGUGGAAGACAGCGAUGUUCAGGAGAACAGCCCGACAGAAAGCACUGCUGGGUGGAUGUUCAAGAAAAUAAGUGCAGUCUUCCAGCAAUUGACUGCAAUCUUCCAGACAAAUGCACUGAAUGCUGUUGGGGAACCUGAAGUGGAUCUUCAUGAUACAGAGAAAUCAUGUCUCCCAGAUCCCAGCGUUCCUAAACCAGAUCCUGAAAUGAAUCUGGUCGAUACCAAGCAGUCAUGUAUCCCAGAAACUGGAAUGGAUCUGGUCGAUAGCGAACAAUCAUGUGUCCCAGAUCCCAGUGUUCCUGAUCCAGAACCUGAAGUGGAUCUUCUUGAUCCAGAGAUAUCAUGUGUGCCAGAUCCCAGCGUUCCUGAGCUAGAUCCUGAAAUGAAUCUGGUCGAUACCAAGCAGUCAUGUAUCCCAGAACCUGAAAUGAAUCUGGUCGAUAUUGAACAAUCGUGUGUCCCAGAUCCCAGCGUUCCUGAUCCAGGACCUGAAGUGGAUCUUGUUGAUCCAGAGGAAUCCUGUGCACCUGGUCCAAGCGUUCCCGAGCCAGAACCUGAAGUGACAUCAGAGCAUUUAAGUUUGGAAAACUGCAUCCGUCUUAAUGUGUCCAAGCUGGAGGAUCGUUUGAGGGAAUGUACACUGUCCAAGACUCCUGUCACUGAGGUCUGGCCCAGGGUCUUCAUUGGAAAUGAAGAGACUGCAUGGGACCGAGAUAAACUGAAGGAGAUGGGAAUUACUCAUAUCCUUAAUGCUGCAGCGCCAAAAAAGGACCUGAAGUUCUUGUUGGGAAUGGCAAGCGAGAAAGACCUACUAGGAACGGUCAACACAGGGUCCAGAUAUUACAGAGGCAUGAACAUGACUUACUGUGGCCUGCCUUCGUUCAGACACUGGGCCAAUAUCAGCAAGUACUUCUUGCCAGCAGCCAAAUUUAUCCAUAAGGCCUUGAGGAACCCAACGAGUAAGGUGUUGAUUCACUGCACACAGGGCCUUAGCCACUCGGCGACUCUGUUUCUGGCUUAUCUGAUGAUCUGCCAUGACAUGAUGGUGGAGGAAGCCAUUGAUCAUGUCAUAAAAGUGAGAUGCAUCAAGCCCUAUUUCGGCCAUCUGAAGCACCUGGCGUUCCUCAAUGCCGACCUUGUGCUGCAGCGAAAACUAAAGCUACAGGGGGGGAAAACAGACAAAAAGAUGAAAAAAUGGCAGGUUAAAACAAAAUAGAACACAGAUUUAAAAAAUGGUGCAGAGAUUAAAAAAAAAAUCUAGAAUAAUUUGAAAUGUAUUAUUCAAUAUUAAAUGUAUUAAAAAAAUUAAUUUUUGAAAAAAAAAAAGAGGUUGUUGUAAGUGUGACUGAUUUUUGAAUUCCCUCAUCUCUACAAACAAAUACCAAGCUUGAGUAGAAAAGAAAACAUG